UAAUUACCUUUUGAGACAUGAGUCAUCCUCGCUCCGAGGGCCCAGACCCGGUGGACGCUAUAAAAGCCGCUCAAGGUCGAAGUGCAAAAGCGCAGUCUGCCUUCCCCGGGACUGAUAUAACUGCCGAGCCGCCCCAAGGAGAUGAAGGUGCUCCCCGCGUCUGGCCUUGCUGUGCUCCUCGUCACGGCUCUGAAGUUCUCCACCGCAGCCCCCUCCCCACCUGCAGCCACCCCCAGGACCUCAAGAAACAACUACCACCUGGCACAGGCCUAUCUUGACAAGUAUUACACCAGGAAGGGAGGCCACCAGCUCGGUGAGAUGGCCGCGCGAGGAGCCAGUUCCCUGGUCAAGAAGAUCAAGGAGCUGCAAGCCUUCUUCGGCCUCCGAGUCACGGGCAAGUUGGACCGGUCCACGAUGGACGUGAUCAAGAGGCCCCGCUGCGGAGUUCCCGACGUGGCAAACUACCGCCUCUUCCCAGGUGAACCCAAGUGGAAAAAAAAUACUUUGACCUACAGGAUAUCCAAGUACACACCAUCCAUGGCGGCCGCUGACGUGGACAAGGCAGUGGAGAUGGCCUUGCAGGCCUGGGGCAGCGCUGUCCCCCUAACCUUCGUCAGGGUGACUUCAGGAGAAGCGGACAUCAUGAUAUCUUUUGAAAGCGGAGACCACGGGGACUCCUAUCCGUUCGAUGGGCCUCGAGGGACCCUAGCCCAUGCAUUUGCACCUGGAGAAGGUCUGGGAGGGGACACGCAUUUCGACAAUGCCGAGAAGUGGACUAUGGGAACGAAUGGUUUCAACUUAUUCACCGUAGCUGCUCACGAAUUUGGCCACGCGCUGGGCCUGGCGCAUUCCACAGACCCAUCGGCACUGAUGUACCCAACCUAUAAGUACCAGCACCCCUACGGAUUCCACCUGCCCAAGGACGAUGUGAAAGGGAUCCAGGCACUGUAUGGACCCCGGAAAACAUUCCCGGGAAAGCCCACCGUGCCGCACGCCCCACCUCAAAGUCCAUCCACCCCCGACCUCUGUGACUCCAGCUCGUCCUUUGAUGCCGUGACGAUGCUUGGGAAGGAGCUCCUGUUCUUCAGGGACCGGAUUUUCUGGCGUCGUCAGGUGCACAUGAUGGCAGGGAUCCGGCCCAGCACCAUUACCAGCUCCUUCCCCCAGCUUAUGUCCAACGUGGACGCAGCUUAUGAAGUGGCCGAGAGGGGCACCGCCUACUUCUUCAAAGGCCCCCACUACUGGGUAACAAGAGGAUUCCAGAUGCAAGGUCCUCCUCGCACUAUUUAUGACUUUGGCUUCCCAAGGUAUGUACAGCGAAUAGAUGCUGCCGUCUACCUCAAGGAUGUGCAGAAGACCCUUUUCUUUGUCGGAGACGAAUACUACAGCUAUGACGAACGAAAAGGGAAAAUGGAAAAGGACUACCCAAAGAAUACUGAAGAGGAAUUUUCAGGAGUUAAUGGCCAGAUAGAUGCUGCUGUGGAAUUAAAUGGCUACAUUUACUUCUUUUCAGGACCCAAAGCAUACAAGUAUGACACAGAGAAGGAAGAUGUGGUCAGUGUGCUGAAAUCUAGCUCCUGGAUUGGCUGCUAGACAGGAAGGUCUCGUGUUUUCUAGGGAACGAACGCGAGCACAAGCAGCUGGUCCCUGGACGUAAGGACCAAGGCAGAAUGUAGGAUGGGGGUUCUUCCCGUGGCCUUCAAUCCUAAGGGCAAUUUCCA
Molecule: messenger RNA, 1721 nt
Organism: Panthera uncia (snow leopard)
Lineage: Eukaryota; Metazoa; Chordata; Mammalia; Carnivora; Felidae
Gene: MMP20
Product: matrix metallopeptidase 20
Exons: 10
Coding region: 142-1593 (483 amino acids)
Biological process (GO): amelogenesis; extracellular matrix organization; proteolysis
Cellular component (GO): extracellular matrix
Molecular function (GO): zinc ion binding; metalloendopeptidase activity
Source: RefSeq, a predicted model, not a curated record